Molecule: messenger RNA, 240 nt
Organism: Sclerotinia sclerotiorum 1980 UF-70
Lineage: Eukaryota; Fungi; Ascomycota; Leotiomycetes; Helotiales; Sclerotiniaceae
Exons: 3
Coding region: 1-240 (79 amino acids)
Source: RefSeq, a predicted model, not a curated record
AUGGAUGUUCUUCGUGUGGAUACCUACCUCAUGUUGUUGGUAAUGGGGACGAUGAUCUUUGAGCCAUUAGGGUCUGUUGGGUCAUGCCACAUGCUUGUAAGGUCUCCUGGACUCCGAUACUUCUUGACAUGGAAAAAGAGCGAUUGGAGCGGAACAUAUGACGAUUUCGGUUCCAAGGAUACUAUACUUCUGAACGGGACCUUGAUGGAGCUGGAAAAUGAUGUUAAUCCGGUGAAAUGA